AUGUCCUCCACAGUGCGUAAGAAAGGGCGAGUCUUGAUCCCGCUCACCCCUCAAGAAGAAACCACCUGCCCCGCCGCCUCUGUGGAAGCUUUUCUCAACAGCACCCUCACCACCCGCCUCCUCCCUGCCCUCUACUCUGUUGUCCUGCUCGUGGGGUUGCCGGCCAACGCUCUGACCUGCUGGGUCCUGAUGACCAACUUCAGGAAAUCUUCCAGCACCCUCUUCCUGCUCAACCUGGCCUGUGCCGACCUGCUCUUUGUCCUCCUACUGCCCUUCAAGAUCUCCUACCACCUCUUGGGCAAUCACUGGCUCUUUGGGGACUACCUGUGCCGCACCAUGGUGGCCUUCUUCUAUGGGAACAUGUACAGCUCCAUCCUCUUCCUCACCUGCAUCGGACUGGAGCGCUACAUCUCUGUGGUGCACCCGUUCCUGUGGAAGCACUCCAACUGGACGUGGGGCAAGGCGGGCAUCUGUGUGGGCAUCUGGCUGGUGGUGGGGCUAGGCAUGAGCCCUCUGCUUUUGCACCCCCAGACAAGUCAUAUCUCGAGCCUGAACAUCACAACAUGUCACGAUGUGCUAGGAAAGGAUAAGCACAUGUUCCUCACCUACUAUUUCCUCUCCCUGGUGGGGCUGGGCUUUGGCUUGCCCUUUGUGCUUGUGACCGUCUCCUACAGCUGCAUCCUGGUGCGGCUGCUGGCCCAGGGGAGACGCUAUAAGCAAGUGGUUCGUGUCCUGGCCCUGGUCCUCCUGGUCUUCAUCUUCUGCUUCACGCCCAGCAAUGUGCUGCUCUUCAUCCACUACGUGCUGGAGGCCACGGGGUGCCACAACGUCACUUACAUCUGGUACACCCUGGCCCUGGUCCUCAGUGCCUUCAACAACUGCUUCGAUCCCUUCGUCUACUUCUACGUCUCUCAGGAUUUUCGAGCCUGGGUCCGGGAUGCAGGGAGCUGCUGCCUGAGGGGGCUCAAGACCUCGACAGGGAGGGACUCGAAGAAGGCAGCCUUGCCCCUGAGGUCCAGCGAGCAGAGCCAGCUGUAG
This is a messenger RNA of Cariama cristata (Red-legged seriema), 1038 nucleotides long. Its product is annotated as proteinase-activated receptor 2-like. Gene Ontology annotation, molecular function: thrombin-activated receptor activity. Gene Ontology annotation, cellular component: membrane. The record is from RefSeq and is a predicted model, not a curated record. NCBI's taxonomy places the organism in Eukaryota, Metazoa, Chordata, Aves, Cariamiformes, Cariamidae. Gene Ontology annotation, biological process: phospholipase C-activating G protein-coupled receptor signaling pathway; blood coagulation; positive regulation of Rho protein signal transduction. The transcript has a single exon. Bases 1 to 1038 code for a protein of 345 amino acids.